AUGCCUACAACAGCACAAGAGUACGGCGCGGCGGAGUUCCCGAACCCACACCCCCAGCCCAAGGAAGUGAUAGCCACACGAGAGAGACAAGGACUCCGAGGAUACUGGCAGGGACAGCCACGGCACACUGAGGACUACGAAGUCAAGUAUUUAGAGGAAAAUCGAGGGAGGCAAGUAAAAAUAUGCGAAAGGGAGACCACGCAUGUUCAGGAUAGAGAAUAUCGUCGAGACACAAUGUUCAGUGGUAUUCGUGAAAUACAGAAGCGGAGGCGUAAGGAUGAACAUGGUAUUGAGGGCACUUGCACCUGUGAACUGUGACCACACACAAUGGUAAGCAACGAUCAAACAAUUGACGAGAAAGGAAUGACAAACGCGAUGUAUUUUAGAAUGCGGCAAAGAAUAAGAGUACCGUGGGUAAAAAGGGCACACUACACACCCUGAGGAUGAUCAAUGAAGCUUGAAGCACCACGUAGGAUUCGAGUACGAAGAAAAUGGAAGUGGGACAAAGCGCAAGUGCAAGAGAGGAGAGCUCCAGGAGUGGGGAGGAAGGCGAAGACCGGUAGGGAGACGACGAAGAGGAAGAAAGAGAAGGCAAAAAAUGGAGAAACAUAAAGUAGGUACGAAGGAAGCAAGCAGGAGAAGCGCACGGAAAGAUAAUGAGGAGAGAGAAAAGUGGACGAGAAGUGAAGCGGAAAACAACGGACAAGGACACGGACGAA
This is a messenger RNA of Desarmillaria tabescens, 719 nucleotides long. RefSeq lists its product as uncharacterized. Bases 1 to 318 code for a protein of 105 amino acids. The record is from RefSeq and is a predicted model, not a curated record. Lineage: Eukaryota; Fungi; Basidiomycota; Agaricomycetes; Agaricales; Physalacriaceae. The transcript has 3 exons.